AUGAGUUCACCUUCCAUCCCCGGCGGCGACCGACCCGAGGAGCGACCGUCUCAGCGAAAUUCCCCCACCCUAUGGCAUCCGGCCCGAGAGUGGCUUGAAGAGGACGACGAAGAGGAUGUGGACUUUGAGCCGGACUCUGAAUUCUCGGAUGAUAGAGACCUGGAUGACGGAGGUCCUUUGUACGAAGAUCCGAACAGUUUUGGAGUUUACCUCGAUCCGGAGUUGCAUCCAGGUGUGCAGAUCGAGUUCACGAUGGAGGCGCCGAAUCCCGAGGACGGCGGGGAUGGCCAGGCGGGCCGACAGAAUCGAGCCCGAUUGCUCAACCUACUAGCUUCUAAUGGCUUGCGACACAUUCUUAAUUACGACGGCUGGCCUGCGGGUGCCGACGACGACGAUGAGGACGAGGAUCCUUACCAGGGCUUUUUCAGAUACCGAAGACAGCCGCGACGAGCUAACAAUGCUCAGCUUCCGAAGGUCCCGAGCGACGAGGGUACGAAAUUGAUGCGAACCGGCGACUUUGGGAGCAAUACGCAUUAUGUGGAUGAGUUGAAGAAACGCAAACGAACACUGGCAACGAAGAUGAUGUGGCGAGAACUAGGCAUCGAUGUAUCCGGCGGACCGAAGAGGGAGGUUCAAUCCAUAUCGCAGGACCUAAUACCAGAUUCGAUCGCAGACAAAAUAAUCCAUUUUGAUUCGAGAUGCUAUUCCGGACAGUUCUCGGACGAUGGCAAUUUCUUCUUUGCCUGCGCACAAGACUUCAAGGUUAGGAUGUACGACACGUCCAAUCCUUUCGAAUGGAAGUACUACAAGACAGUAACCUACCCGUUCGGUCAGUGGACCAUCACCGACGCCAGCUUGAGCCCGGACAACAGAUUCUUGGCCUACACAUCUAUUCGAAACCUUGUGUGUCUUGCGCCCACGGACCCACUGGAUUCAUCCGACCCCGGGGUCUUGGAUCUGUCCAUACUACCUGGCGAAAGAGGAGGGCGGCGAAACCAGUUUGGAAGCUCACAUUUUGGAAUCUGGUCUAUCCGAUUUUCGGGUGAUGGCCGUGAGCUUGUGGCUGGCACAUCCGACCACUCGGUGAUCGUCUACGACAUAGAGACGCACCAGUCGGUUCUGCGCUUACAAAACCAUGAGGACGAUGUAAAUGCUGUUUGCUUCGGUGACAAGUCCUCGCCCCAUAUCCUCUAUUCCGGCUCCGAUGAUUCCACGUUACGGGUAUGGGACCGACGCUCAAUGGGUGAUGGGCGUGAAGCUGGGGUCUUUAUGGGCCACACUGAAGGGUUAACCUACGUCGAUAGCAAGGGCGAUGGGCGAUACGUCAUUUCCAAUGGUAAAGACCAGUCGAUGAAACUUUGGGAUCUUAGAAAGAUGAUGACGACGGCCAAAUUCGAUACUAUCGACGUAAACAACUAUACGAGCGGCUUCGACUACCGAUUUGAAUCCUAUCCCCACAAUUACUAUGAACCACAUCCACAUGACUGCUCGGUUGUCACCUUCCGAGGCCAUCGGGUCUUGAAAACCUUGAUCCGAUGCCAUUUCUCACCUCCUGGAAGCACGAACUCGAGAUACGUAUACACGGGAAGCGAGGACGGCAAGGUUCAUGUGUUUAACAUGGACGCCACUUUGGCCGGAACGAUCGAUGCGGGAGCCGCGACGAAGAACUCGCGACCGCAGGAUCCUGAUAUUUAUACUACUGCAUAUGAGCUCAGGAGUAGGAGCGGUGAACCGAUGUGGCGCACAUGUGUUCGAGAUGCAAGUUGGCACCCCAACGCCCCGGUGCUCGCCGCGACAUCGUGGAAUGGCUGGGGCUUGUCAACCGGCACCUGUACUCUGCAUAGCUGGAAUGACUCUGCGGCCGAUGACGAAGGUGAUCCACCGCUCGGAAGGAACUAUGAUUGUGAACUGAACUCGGUGCCUGAAUUUAACCGACAUAAGGAGGACAGUGGGCAUCGGACAUCUUUGAGAAGUCGACCGGUGAUGAGAUAUGAUGAAGAUGACGAAUCCUACGAAAUAUGGUGA
This is a messenger RNA of Aspergillus affinis, 2025 nucleotides long. RefSeq names its product WD40 repeat domain-containing protein. The coding region runs from base 1 to 2025 and encodes 674 amino acids. NCBI's taxonomy places the organism in Eukaryota, Fungi, Ascomycota, Eurotiomycetes, Eurotiales, Aspergillaceae. Gene Ontology annotation, molecular function: protein binding. The transcript is spliced from 6 exons. The record is from RefSeq and is a predicted model, not a curated record. Gene Ontology annotation, cellular component: Cul4-RING E3 ubiquitin ligase complex. Gene Ontology annotation, biological process: proteasome-mediated ubiquitin-dependent protein catabolic process.